CAAGUGCAACAUUCAUUCAGACGAAUGCAGACGAUGAAAAUGUGUAACAUGAUGCUGAAAACAAGGACCAACCAUUUUCAAUUGAUAAGUUUAACAAUGUUCAUUAUUGUCAAAGUGAAUUGUCAAAAGGGACCAUGUACAGACAAUUCAAUAACUGGAUGUUGUGCUGGUACGGCGUGGGAUAUUUCCUUAGGAAAAUGUGUCGAAUGCAGGCCAGGCUAUGUUGGUUUUCAGUGUGACACUCUUUGUCCGUAUCCUUAUCACGGAAAGCUCUGUUCAAGUACGUGCAAUUGCUCUAAAUAUGAAUGUGAUCCGUCUGUAGGAUGUGUAGAUGAUACCACUGGACAAAAUACUUAUUCAAUCCAAAGCUCUACGUUCGACUUCUCUAGCAGACCUGCCAAACGUCUCAAUAGCAGUGCUUGUGGUUUUUCGAUUCCAACUUAUGGCAUAAUCAUCAUAGUGUUGUGUUUGGUAAGUGUGGUAUUUCUCACUGCUUUUAUAACUUUCAUCGUUACAAAGUUAACUUCUACAAACGCUAAGAAGAAAAAUGUAACCACUGAAUAUCAGGGCGUUCAGAAAACACAAAAUUCUGAGAAUUCCUAUGACAAAAUUGAAGUUCCCAACGUUUUCAGAGGAGUGUCAAAUGUUCACAUAAUAUACGAACAAUCAAAUAAGAUGUACAGCAUUAAUCUUGAUCAGAAACUAUCCGAUAAAGAGAACAUUGCAACUGGGCAAGGAAAUCCUGAAUAUGACGACUGCGUAAAUGUUGAAUCAGGAAAAACAACAGGAGCUAUGAACACAGUAGGAGAUAAUGGUUCUGAUAACAAGUUGUACGAAUCCCCAUUUUCGUCAGAGACUAUUGAUUUCUGUGACUGAUAUAGUGUUUAUUCUCUUCAAACUAAAAUAGUGGUAGUGCUUUGUUUUGAACUUAGAGCAUGUAUAUCUUUACUGGAAAAAUGAGUGAACAGAAUGACUGAAUAAUUAAGAAUGAUAACAUAGAACAUAUAAUUCAAGAUUUUGUUGUGUUUGGUGUGUUUAUUUUGUUGUUUUAAAUUUUAAAUACUUGACUAAAAAGUCAGAUUGCACAAGAUUGUCAUCUCUUCUAAAUGUACAUAUAUUUGUUCAAUUGUUUUCAAUAUAUCAAUCAUUGUUUUAAAUUUGUUGUAGGUUAUUUAUUACUGCAUGUAUGUAUCAUGCAUUUCAAGUUUAAUAUUAAAUAUUUUAAUU
Messenger RNA from Ostrea edulis (European flat oyster), 1227 nucleotides. RefSeq names its product cell death abnormality protein 1-like. The transcript has 4 exons. NCBI's taxonomy places the organism in Eukaryota, Metazoa, Mollusca, Bivalvia, Ostreida, Ostreidae. The coding region runs from base 25 to 876 and encodes 283 amino acids. The record is from RefSeq and is a predicted model, not a curated record. Gene Ontology annotation, molecular function: scavenger receptor activity.